AUGAGGCGCCGGAGGAUGAACCAGCUGUACAUCGGCAACCUCAGCCCCGCCGCCACCGCCCAGGACCUCCGGCAGCUCUUCGGGGAGCGACAGCUGCCGCUGCCCGGCCAGGUCCUCCUCAAGUCCGGCUACGCCUUCGUGGACUACCCGGACCAAAACUGGGCCAUCCGGGCUAUCGAGACCCUCUCGGGGAAAGUGGAGCUGCACGGCAAAGUGAUGGAAGUGGAUUAUUCCGUACCCAAAAAGCUCAGGAGCAGGAAGAUCCAGAUCAGAAACAUCCCCCCCCACCUACAGUGGGAGGUGCUGGAUGGCCUCUUAGCUCAGUACGGCACGGUGGAGAAUGUAGAGCAAGUGAACACAGACACAGAAACUGCCGUGGUCAACGUGACCUACGCGACGAAGGAGGAGGCAAAAGUAGCAAUAGAGAAGCUGAGCGACCACCAGUUUGAGAACUAUUCCUUCAAGAUUUCCUACAUCCCGGAUGAAGAGGUGAGCUCCCCUCCGCCCCCCCAGCGAUCCCGCCGCGGGGGCCACUCUUCCAGGGAGCGGGGCUCCUCCCCGGGGGGCUCCUCACAGCCCAAACAGCUCGAUUUCCCACUGCGGAUGCUGGUGCCCACGCAGUUUGUUGGUGCGAUCAUAGGAAAGGAGGGCUUGACCAUAAAGAACCUUACUAAGCAAACCCAGUCCAAGGUUGACAUCCAUCGGAAGGAGAACGCCGGCGCUGCAGAGAAGCCCAUCACCAUCCACGCCACGCCCGAGGGAUGCUCGGAAGCGUGCCGCAUGAUCCUGGAUAUCAUGCAGAAGGAGGCUGACGAAACGAAAUCAGCAGAAGAGAUUCCCUUGAAAAUCCUGGCACACAACAGCCUGGUGGGGAGGUUGAUUGGCAAGGAGGGCCGCAACCUCAAGAAGAUUGAGCAGGACACGGGCACAAAGAUCACCAUCUCCCCGCUGCAGGAUUUGACCAUCUACAACCCCGAGCGCACCAUCACGGUGAAGGGCAGCAUGGAGGCCUGCUCCAACGCCGAGGUGGAGAUCAUGAAGAAGCUGCGCGAGGCCUACGAGAGUGACGUGGUGGCCGUCAAUCAACAGGCCAACCUGAUCCCAGGACUGAACCUCAGUGCUUUGGGCAUCUUCUCCACAGGGCUGUCCAUGCUCCCGUCCACCCCAGGGGCCCGAGGGGCUGCAGCUGCCACCCCGUACCACCCCUUUGCACAGCAGAGCGGGCGGAGGAGGACGGGCUCCUCAGCCUAUCUGUCGAGUCUGUACGGAACCCCCGCAGCCGGCGCCUUCCCUCAUCAGCAUCCCCUGCCAGAGCAGGAGGUUGUGAACUUGUUCAUCCCGACACAGGCAGUGGGGGCCAUCAUCGGGAAGAAGGGGCAGCACAUCAAGCAGCUGGCACGGUUUGCUGGUGCCUCCAUCAAGAUUGCCCCGGCAGAAGGUCCCGAUGCCAGCGAGCGCAUGGUGAUCAUCACGGGGCCACCUGAGGCUCAGUUCAAGGCCCAGGGGCGAAUAUUUGGGAAGCUGAAAGAGGAAAACUUCUUUAACCCAAAAGAAGAAGUGAAGCUCGAAGCCCACAUCAAGGUGCCUUCCUUCGCUGCCGGCCGUGUCAUCGGCAAAGGUGGCAAGACGGUGAAUGAACUGCAGAACUUAACGAGUGCAGAAGUCAUAGUGCCGCGAGACCAAACCCCAGACGAGAAUGAGGAGGUCAUCGUCAAAAUCAUUGGGCAUUUCUUUGCCAGUCAGACCGCCCAGCGCAAGAUCAGGGAAAUCGUGCAGCAGGUGAAGCAGCAGGAGCACAAACACGCUCAGGGAGCCGCGGCCUCGCAGCACAGCAAGUGA
Messenger RNA from Cinclus cinclus, 1839 nucleotides. RefSeq names its product insulin like growth factor 2 mRNA binding protein 2 (gene IGF2BP2). Bases 1 to 1839 code for a protein of 612 amino acids. Gene Ontology annotation, molecular function: mRNA 3'-UTR binding. The record is from RefSeq and is a predicted model, not a curated record. Gene Ontology annotation, cellular component: nucleus; cytoplasm; cytosol. The transcript has 17 exons. Gene Ontology annotation, biological process: nervous system development; regulation of gene expression. NCBI's taxonomy places the organism in Eukaryota, Metazoa, Chordata, Aves, Passeriformes, Cinclidae.